Messenger RNA from Ruditapes philippinarum (Manila clam), 462 nucleotides. RefSeq lists its product as uncharacterized. Bases 1 to 462 code for a protein of 153 amino acids. The transcript is spliced from 2 exons. Gene Ontology annotation, molecular function: protein binding. The record is from RefSeq and is a predicted model, not a curated record. Lineage: Eukaryota; Metazoa; Mollusca; Bivalvia; Venerida; Veneridae.
AUGCCAGUUUAUGACCGAGAGGAAAUACCCUUUGUUAUACCUGAUACUGUAACACCGAUUCUUGCAUUUAAGGCAAGAUUAAAGUCCAGUACUGCAGUGGUGGGAGGUCAGACCAUAGUGCUUCCAGUAUUAAUCUUCAAGGAAGGAGAUGGGUAUACCCCAGAUACUGGAGAAUUUACAGCACCCAUCAGUGGGGUGUAUAUGUUUAGUUUAGCUUUCUGCCUUUACCCAAAGAAGAUAUUGACUGUUAGUAUAAUGAUUGAAGGAACAAGAUAUUCAACGUCAUUGUUCAGAGGUGAUGAUAGUAACGGAUAUUUAUCUGCUGAUUCAGUUGCCAAAGUGACCGCCGGACAGAAGGUACUGGUCGAGGUUAUACCAGGCGGUCAUUCUGGCAGCAUUAUACAACAGGAUCAAUACCGUUGGAAUACAUUCUCCGGGACAUUAAUAAGCAGAAGGAUUUAA